This is a messenger RNA of Penicillium manginii, 1158 nucleotides long. RefSeq lists its product as uncharacterized. The record is from RefSeq and is a predicted model, not a curated record. NCBI's taxonomy places the organism in Eukaryota, Fungi, Ascomycota, Eurotiomycetes, Eurotiales, Aspergillaceae. Bases 1 to 1158 code for a protein of 385 amino acids. The transcript is spliced from 4 exons.
AUGUCGCUUCACGAUCAAUAUCCGGCCUAUGGUGGUCGUGGGCCGGCGGACCUGCGUUUGGGUAUUACCCUCGCCAUCAUUGCUACCAUCUUCAUGGUUAUGCGGGUGUAUGUUCGCCUGCGCGUUAACAAAUUCGGUACAACCGCGUUGAUCUUGUCUCUCAUUGCUUGGCUUUUCACGGCCAUUACCCAAAUCUUCGGUAUCCUUUCAGCCCUGCACGGUCUAGGAAACCACAUCACAGUCAUUACGGAAGUCGGCGACCUUCAUAAAUUCCUUCUUUACACAUGGAUUACGGUCUUCUUCUUCAACCUGGCUAUUCCAACUGGUAAAGUGGCGGUGGCUGCAUUCCUUAUUGAGGUGAACGGACAGGGCAAUCCCAAGAUCCGCAAAAGUCUCAUCGCCGUGGCCGCUCUCAACAUCGUUGUCAAUAUCCCCCAAAUUCUCAUGGUCUGGUUCCAAUGCAAGCCAGUCAAUGCUCUCUGGGACCCUCUUCGUCAGGACCAGUGCAACCACGAGAAGAGCGUCUACUAUACCUACUUCGUCGGUGCGAUCGCCGCCCUAUCCGACUUCUACCUCGCCAUAAUCCCAAUCCAAAUGCUCGUGCCCUUGAAAAUCGACAAAAAGUUGAAGUGGGGUCUAGGCUUCCUCAUGGGCUGUGGCAUUGUCGCCGGAGUCGCCGCAAUCGUUCGCACCUGGGCCGCUAAGUUUAUUCUCGACGUCGAUUCAUCAUACGGCGUCGGCACUCUUUUCCUCUGGGGCGAAGUCGAAGAAUGGAUCGUCCUAAUCACAAUGUCCAUUCCGCCCGUCUGGCCAUUAUUCCGCCCCUUCACAACACGCUUCAUUAAAUCGAACUUAUCCCGCACACCCGGCCCCAGCAAUUACAAUUACAACUACCAGUACAAGAAUGCCGGCUACAGCACUACGGCCAUUGCAUCGCCCAUGUCUCCCAAUUUCCCGCCGCCGAUGGUCACGACCACGAUCUCUAUUUCGUCAGCGAAGGACGGGGCGACGACGGUCGUGCCCUCCGAGACUGGAUCGAGGAUCUCGGAUGAGCGCACUCCGCAUAAUAUUCUGGACAAGAGCGAUGCGAGGGGUGCUUGGGUUGAGAUGGGGGAAAUUCCGGACAAGUAUCGGAGGAAUCGCUCGCCUGCGCCUUGA